AGAGUAACAUAGAGAAGAAAUGGAAUCAAAAAGAGGUGAGGAAGAACAAUUCAAUUUUCCAACGAUGAUAGCAAUAAAGGGUCCUUCAAGCGUUAAGAAGACUGAAAUAGCCACCAAAUUAGCUAAUUUUCUUCACUAUCCUCUCAUCGAUGAAGCAGAUGUAAUCGUAGCACUUCAAAACUCCAUCACAACGUCCCCUACAAAUGACUCCAAUAUCUCUGCCGAAUAUUAUGAUGAAUUGCCUUUCAAAAUUGCUUGCCAAAUCACCUCAACCCAGCUCGAUCUGGAGCUGAAAGUUAUCUUCAACACUGUGCUCUCAGAACGUUCACAUUUUGAACAUUUGGUGCAAUUGGCAAAUUCCCAUGAAGCCUGUCUGCUCGUCAUUGAUUGUGAAGAUGAAAACCAUGGAUUCAAUGAUUGCUAUAGCGUUGGAAAUGUUCGAAAGCUCAAAAUCGACACUACCAAGGCAUUUGUGGUGGAGGAAUUUGUUCCUGCAAUGCUUCAAGCUGUAGAACUCCCUCAAGAAAUUAAUUUGGCACGAGAUGAAGGAGCGUUCGUUAGAGGUGUUUGAGAGCUGGCCCAGGACUUGAAGGGGUGGAAAUACAGCGAAGUUUAGGAAGUUGGUCAUGGCACACUAGGAGAAGCCAAGUAUAAUUAUUAUUAUGAAUAAAGAUCAUAAUCUCCACUAGUGUACAAAUAUAUAUA
This is a messenger RNA of Hevea brasiliensis (rubber tree), 705 nucleotides long. RefSeq lists its product as uncharacterized. Lineage: Eukaryota; Viridiplantae; Streptophyta; Magnoliopsida; Malpighiales; Euphorbiaceae. The transcript is spliced from 2 exons. The record is from RefSeq and is a predicted model, not a curated record. Bases 20 to 571 code for a protein of 183 amino acids.